AUGACGGCGCCGAGACCUCCUCCCUCUGGGCGAUUACGAUCGCUGCGAUGUUCGUCGGAGAAGAUGGAAGGCACCGGAAGCUGGGACGUGAUUGAAUGGACUAAACACGAUCCAGCUUCUUGGUCAAGCUCGUUUUCGAACUUGGAUUGCUUGCUCGAAUUUGAGAGGAUCAUCUAUGAGUGUUGUGGAGUUAUCCUCAUAAACACCGAUGAGGCAGGGACCCUCUUGCUGACGAAUUUCCGGAUUAUGUUUUUGAGUGAAGGAAGCAGAAAGCUCGUUCCACUUGGUACAAUUCCACUACAAGCUAUCGAGAAGUUUACCAAAUUGGUGCCGAAACUUCAAUCAAACAGACAUCUCUCCAACAAGGAUCCACCAAAACGUCUUUUACAGGUCACUGGCAAAGACAUGAGGAUAAUUGUCUAUGGUUUUCUCCCUGGAAUCAAGCAGAGACGUGCUGUAGUUGAUGCACUAUCGAGGUGUCGCAAGCCAGAGAGAGUAUGGGAUCUUUAUGCUUUUACAUGUGGGCCUUCCAAGUUCGGUAACACAAAUCCAAAGGAAAGAUUGCUUAAUGAAUAUUUUCGGCUUCUCGGAAAAAGUUCAUCGCGAGCGUCGAAGAAUAUGAUUGAAGACGGUUCAUUCACAUUGUCCAAUGACCUUUGGCGGAUAACUGACUUGAACUCCAAUUAUAACUUGUGUCAGACUUAUCCAUUUGCUUUAAUGGUUCCAAAAUCCAUUAGUGAUGAAGAGCUCAUCCAGGCGUCUACUUUCCGGGCAAAAUGUCGCUUGCCUGUGAUCUCGUGGUGUCAUCCGGGAAGUGGAGCUGUGAUUGCUCGCUCAUCACAACCUUUAGUUGGUCUGAUGAUGAACAUGAGGAGUAACUUUGAUGAAAAACUGGUUGCUUCAUUCUGCACUCAGUUAGCUGGUCCUAACGGAGCGCCACGGAAGCUUUAUAUCGCAGAUGCAAGACCUAGGAAAAAUGCACUAGCAAAUGGAGCGAAGGGAGGAGGCUCAGAAUCAUCUUCAAAUUAUUUGCAAUCUGAGAUUGUUUUCUUUGGGAUAGACAACAUUCAUGCAAUUAGAGAGAGCUUUUCCCGCCUUAGGGAUUAUUUAGAUAUGCACGGUACAACAUCAUCCGAUGGCACGUCGUCAUUCUUGAGACAUGGUGGCUGGACUUGGGGUGGAGGUAAUCUCAGUAGUAUGUCUGCUUCAGUAUCCUUGCUUGGAGAAAGUGGUUGGUUGAGCCACAUCCAAAGCAUCUUAGCUGGUGUGGCAUGGAUUGCUGCACGUGUUGCUAUGGAGUCGGCAUCAGUUCUUGUGCACUGCAGCGAUGGAUGGGACAGAACAACUCAGCUGGUUUCUCUUGCAUGCUUAUUGCUUGACCCAUACUACAGAACAUUUGCUGGGUUUCAGGCUCUUAUCGAAAAAGAUUGGUUAGCGUUCGGACACCCAUUUUCGGAUCGUGUGGCAAUGCCUGAUGUUUCUGGAUCUGACAGUUUUGAAUUACCAAUUCAGUCUUCUUCUGCUAAAAGUUUCCCUUCAUCUCCAGUACGGCAAUCUUCAGGAUCAGCAGCUGCUCAAUCUUCACAUAUGCUGAACGACUAUGCUCCUAUAUUUUUGCAGUGGAUUGAUUGCGUUUCGCAGCUAAUGCGGAUGUAUCCUUCUGCUUUUGAGUUUUCUCCGACUUUCCUGGUAGAUUUCACGGACUGCUUGCUUUCAUGUCGUUUUGGGAACUUUUUGUGCAAUAGUGAAAAGGAGAGGCAGGAAUGUGGGAUUUCCGAAUCGUGUGGAUGCAUUUGGGCUUACUUGACUAAUUUGCGUUCCGUCAGUGGAACUUCUCAUGUCCAUUGUAACCUGUUUUAUGACCCGUCAAUAUAUAAUGGCCCACUAUUACCUCCCGCAGCAGCUCUAGCCCCAACUCUCUGGCCACAGUUCCAUCUCCGGUGGGCCUGCCCCGUGGAACCAAACGCUGCAGAAACCGAAAACCAAUGUAGAGCCGUGACUGUUAAGUAUUCAGAAAUGAAGAAGGAGAAAGAAGAAGCAGAAAGGAAGGUAGGUGAGCUAUCUUCUGCAGUGGAGUCAUUGAGUGAAGAGUUGGUUAGCGAGAAAAACACGAGUCGUGCAGCUAGAGAAUCAGCAAAGAGAGCUACAAAAGAGCUUGCAGUGAUAACACGAGCCGUGCAGUCACUAGGCUGCAAAGUUAACUUCACUAGGAAUGGAGAUUGCACAGUCGAAGUAGAAGACGGGCCACAGAAAUGUUCUCACCCAGUCCUCCAAACACCAUCUGAGAACAGCACAACAGUGAUCUCAGAAUCUAUCUCAUCAGUGGCUGAGGAGAAUGUUAGCGAAUCAUUGUGUCCGUUGCGUGCGAGAGAAGGAACGUGUCGAUGGCCUGAUGCGGGGUGUGCUCAGAUAAGGAGCCAGUUUGCUGGGUUUACAGCGAACUAUGAAGCGUUUGACAAACUCUCCAUCUACGACAGCUACUUCACAGCUGAAUGA
Microthlaspi erraticum is the source of this 2496-nucleotide messenger RNA. Lineage: Eukaryota; Viridiplantae; Streptophyta; Magnoliopsida; Brassicales; Brassicaceae. The record is from the annotation of a GenBank genome assembly.